AUGCCGAUUUGCCUGUUUGAUUUGUUCAGGACUUACGGAUAUUGUAGGGCCUUGGUGGUCAUGGAGUGUCCCAAAGAAGAAGAGAAUUGCAAUCUCACUAAAAACUUACAUCGCGAUAUCGAUUCUCUACGUCAACCGGGGAAUCAUGUGGAUACUGCUCCAGAUGUCGAUGCCAUCGCGGUACCAGUGAAUCAGCCUAUGUCCGGGAGUAACUAUAUCUCUUACUUCCAGGACUUCUGCAUGUUUUCGAAAGUCUUCUUACACUAUCGAUUUACGGUUUACCCUGUUCAUCUGUUCGGAUUUUGGAACAUAUACCCCGAAGCUUUGAAGCGGUAUGAGCAUCUAUCGAAGACAAAGCCAACAAUUAUGCUUGCAGAAAAGAGCACUCAGCCAAAGACUGGAAAGCUUCCUGGAGGCGACAAGCCCACUGGCACGGAUCAAGAUCAGGGAAACUCGGAGGUCCUGACAAAAAGCAGUCUCAAGCCAGCAGCCCAUCAGUACCUUCAGUGGUAUGGACCACAGCCAACUGAGCUCCUGGUCUUGGUGCUGCUUCUCCUACUUCCUUCUGUCAACGCUUUGGACUAUAACGACGACGCAAGUAACAAUCAUAUAUUUGGGGCUCAGAUAGCUUUCGUUCUGUUAGGCAUUGGGCCUUUAUGCAUAGGAAGCUUGCGUAUUGCUUCCGGCUUGCUUCUCCAUUACAUCAGCAUAGUAAUGGGCUUUUUUAAAAAGACUGGGGGUACUGUCGUGGGGGCGUCUAUGGGUCUUUGCAGUGUUAUCUGGAUCAGUUUGCGCAACGAAACUGAUUUCCAAAGAGAAGCUUGCUAGUAGUAAGUAACUAUUGCUCAAGUUGUUGAUUCAUGCGUCAUCUAAUUGCGCUCCAGCGUCUUUUAUUCAUGGGCCUUUCUCACGACGCUG
Aplosporella prunicola CBS 121167 is the source of this 918-nucleotide messenger RNA. RefSeq lists its product as uncharacterized. The coding region runs from base 1 to 828 and encodes 275 amino acids. The transcript has a single exon. Lineage: Eukaryota; Fungi; Ascomycota; Dothideomycetes; Botryosphaeriales; Aplosporellaceae. The record is from RefSeq and is a predicted model, not a curated record.